ACGGGUGUCAUCUCUUUUUUACCGUAGGGAAUGUGCUUUAUAUUGCGGACGUCCGCACACAAUGCUCUCAGGUAGCAAAUGCCCUUUUUGAGUUGCAGUACCCAUAGGGUACAUUUAGUGGAUUGGCAUUGAUGGUCAAUGACGUGGGGGAGGACGCAUACUUGUACUUGGGCUCUGUGGACGGGAAACUUUUUGGAGUGCAGUUGAACAGUUCUGGCAGAGGCUGUGUAUUAGAAGUGGAACCAAGCAUUCCGCCCGCAGCUGAAUAUGCCGUAGAAUCAAAACCAAGCAUUCCGCCCGCAGCUGAAGGUGCCGUAGAAUCAAAACCAAGCAAUCCCCCUGCAUCGGGACCUGUCAUCACUGUUCUGGUAACCGCUGUGGUGGCUGGCACAGUGGUCGCCACGGUAGUCAUUGCCAGCUUGAUUUGCCUAUGGCGGAGAGCGCGCCGACGACCAGCUGGUCCGGAACGUCCCCUGGAAGGCGGUGAACAAGCGACUUCAUCUUUAAUGGAAAAUGAAGCGUUGGACGCGUGGGGAAUUAUGSCGUCCCGGGUCAAGCAGUUGCCUUUCAGAAUCCUGUCGGAAUGUACGGACAAGUUCAACGAGGGUCGAAGAAUCGGGGAGAGAGGAGCGUUUGGGAAGGUUUACAGAGGCUCGCUCGACGGCAAGCUAACGGACAUCAAACGGAGCCAGUUUGUGGCCGAGGUGAACACCCUCAGCGGCCUCAAUCAUGCUAACCUCGUACAGCUAGUCGGGUACUGCGUCGCGGCCGAUCACUGCAUCUUGGUGUACCCGUUCUUCAGAGGACACAGCCUGCACGGGCGGCUAUUUCCCAAGGCCGUCAGUGGGAGGGAUGCGAAAGAGCCGGACACGGACCAAAGCGUCGAGAAUCCAUCCCCUCCGCUGACGCUUCUGGAGCGCAUGAGCAUCGCCUUCCAGAUUGCCAAGGGGCUCGGCUACCUUCACGACUUCGCCAGGCCCCCCAUUAUCCAUCGUGACGUAAAGAGCAGCAACAUUCUGCUCGGCGAGGGAUCUGGCGAGAAGCUUCACGUCGUCGUUGCGGAUUUCGGAUCAGCAGCCAUCGGGGAGAGGGUGUUAGACACAGGACAUGACCACGUCGUGCUGACCUCUCACAUCGGCGGCACUUUCGGGAUGUGCAUUGACUAUAGGGGCCUGAACAAGAUCACUAGGAAGAGCGCCGAACCCUUGCCUAGGAUCGAUGACUUGCUGGACAUGGUGCAAGACUGCAAAGUCUUCAGCAAAAUUUAUCUGAAAUCCGAGUAUCAUCAGAUCGAAAUGGCUGAAGAGGAUGUCUACAAGACAACCUUUAAAACCCGGUAUGACACCUAUGAGUUCCUGGUCAUGCCUUUUGGUCUGUGCAAUGCACCAGGAACAUUCCAGAUUGAAAUGAAUCGCAUUUUCAGACCUUUCCUUGACCGCUUUGUUGUGGUGUACCUGGAUGACAUUCUGGUAUACAACAAAGAUGCCAAGGAGCAUGCAGACCACCUCAGGAAAGUUCUGCAGGUCCUGAGGGAACAUAAGUACAAACUAAACAAAGAGAAAUCAUCAUUUGGUGUUUCCUCUGUUUUGUACCUAGGUCAUGUGAUCUCUGCAGAUGGUAUAUCCCCUGAAGCCUCUAAAGUGGCUGCAGUCAGGGAAUGGCCACAGCCACAGACUGUGAGGGAUAUCAGAUCUUUCAUGGGGUUAGCUUCUUACUACAGGAAGUUCAUCAGGAACUUUUCCUCUUUUGCUUUCCCCUGACAAAUCUGUUAGCCAAGGAUGUUCCCUUCAGGUGGUCCACCACUUGUCAGCUGGCUUUCUCCAGAUUGAAGAAAGCACUUACCCAGGCACCUAUGCUGAAACUACCUGACCCUACCUUGCCAUUUGUGUUGACCACAGAUGCAAGUCAGUAUGGUGUUGGUGCAGUCUUUCAGCAAGAUGAUGAGACCGGCCUGAAACCGGUGGAAUUCAUGAGGAAGAAAAUAAAGGUGCAAAGAAUUC
This is a messenger RNA of Chara braunii, 2000 nucleotides long. The record is from the annotation of a GenBank genome assembly. NCBI's taxonomy places the organism in Eukaryota, Viridiplantae, Streptophyta, Charophyceae, Charales, Characeae.